AUGGAGCCCGCUGAAGCCGCAGACGUGGAGCAGCUCGAUCGAGUGCUCCACCGCCUGGUCAUAGCAGACGACUCGAAGCUUUCGCCGGUACUGGACAUUCUGCUGCCGAAGCUUGUGCGGAAGCUGAACGGCAGCUCUCCACGCGUCCGAGCGAAGGUGAUAGACGUCCUCAGCCAUGUCUCCAAGAGGGUGCGGCCGAACGCCUCGAUCGAGUUGCCCUGCUCCGGCUUGCUCGCGGUGUGCAAGGAGGUGCCGUUGAACAGCUUCGCCUUUAACUUCAGCCUGAGCUUCCUGGAGAUGGGUGUCCCCAGGCUCACCCCGACGGCUCAGGGAAAGAUCGGGCUUCAGAUCGCGUCCGGGAUAUCAAGGCUCGAGCAAUACUCUCCGGCUUCCAACAUACUCCUGAACCUGCUCCUCGUUGUUGUCGAGCACCUACCGCUGCGCUUGCCGGGGGAGACUCAAGAAGAAGAAGCGGCGGUGAGAGAUACAGCGGCGACGGAGGUGGCGGAGCUCGCGCGAGAGGACUCCGCCGUGGUGAGCGAGUGGUUUCUCGACGUCUGCUUGUACCCGGGCGUUCUCCGGCUCGAGGGGAGCCGCUACGACGGCCUCUCGCCGGCCGGGCUCGCCCGCCUAACCUCGAAGGAGAAGGAGUGGCCGGCGGACCUUCUCACGCGGCGCAAGCUCGCCGUUGUGCGGGGUCUCAAGUCCGACCUCUUCUCCCCCGCCGCGACCGUGGCGCCGGCGGUGGCUGCCGCUGGCUGCAGCACCCACCACGAGGUUCUCAAGGCCUCCGAAGACCUGCUCAAGAGCCUCUCUUCGUCGGACAGACACGGGGCGCUCCAGCGGGAUCCGGCCGUUGCGCUAGGCCUCUUGAACUUGGUGCUGGGCGGAGCUGCUGGUACCGCCGGCGGUAGCACCGCCGCAACCACCGCCACCGCCGCGGCGGGCACCCUUUCCUCUUCCCGCUCUCCUGCUUCCUCGGCACUCGCGGUCCGUGCCCUGGCGUGGCUGGAGGCGGAGUGCCCAGGGGGCACGGCGGCCAGGGUGCCGGAGGCGGUGAGAGUGUCGUUCCUCGCGCUCUUCACCGCAGACGGGCCCGCGGCCGGCGCGGACCGCGCGCCCGGCGCGCGUCACCACGACCGCGCCAACGCCGCUCGGCUCCGGGCCGCCGGGGCUCGGUUGGCUGCGUUCGUCGCUGCCAGAUGCAACGCCGCAAUGCUGCCCAUGGUCGGCCCCCUCCUGCUGCAGGCCGUGCAGCGGGUGCUGGUGAUGAACGCGGCUCCGUCGUCCUCAUCCGAGGUUGGCGGCGGUGGCGGCUCGGGCGAGGCGCCCCCGCCGCCGGUCGGAUCGACGCUUCUGAUGCAGGUGCAGCACGGAGCGAUGCUGGAAGCGUGCUACGAAGCGAUCGCGUCGCUCGCGGUUCGGAGGCCGGAGAUUUUCGCCGGGGACACGUCAGUACCGCGCCUCCUCUUUCUCGAGCUCUCGGCGAAGGAGCCGUCGCUGCGGGUGAAGAUUAGCGCGGCGCUGGGCGCUCUGAAGGGCGCUUACCGCGCCGCUGGCGGUGACAAUCUAGCGUCCGAGCUGUGGUCUCUGCUUUGGGGGGCCGCAGCGUCUCCCGAGCACCGGGCCCGUCUCUGCGCGAUAGAGUGGGCGUGCGAUCUCUUCGACUUCUCGGACGUAGCGGCGCGCCGUCUUUGCGUCUCCCUGUGCGACGACAAGGUCACGGCGGUUCGCUCGGCGGCCACGCGGGGCCUCCAUCCGCCGCGUGCGUCCGCCAGCCACGCCCCCGCCGCUGCUGAGGGUGUCGCGGCUGCCGACGCCGCCGCUCCUCCUCGCACCGGUCCCUCGACCCACCCGACUUUCGAGGCGUUCGUGCUGGGCGCGCUGCGUGACGAAGCGGUGCCCUCGUCGCUGGCGAGGGGGGGAGAGCCGGCACCGGCAAGCCUCGGCGAGCUUCCUCCUGCGGCGCUCGCUCGCGCGUUGGACUUCGCGCUGGAGUGCCACAAGGCGCACGGCGGCAAGGCCGACAACAACGGAGCGGCAGAUAUUUCGUCGGAGCACGGCCACGCGCAGAUGGUUCUGCUGCACCGGUCGGCCGCGGUGGCCUUGCAGAAGCUAGCCGCCGGCGACGGCGGUGCAAACGACCCCAGCACCACGAUGUUCCCGCAGCAAGAUGCAGGCCAACGGGACGGUAGUCACGCCGUGGCGCAGGCGGUCAGGUCCGAGCCGAUCAAAGGCGUUGCCGUCAGGCUGGCCUCUCGCGGCCCGUGGCUGCAGCAGUGGCUCGGGCACGAGAGCUCUACGGAGAUCAGGGAGGCGUUCGCUGAGACGACGGGAGCGGCGGCGGAGUUCAUGGACCCGAACUCGGAGCUUGUGCCGCUCUUGAGAGCUCUCGGGCACAAGCUGAAGCCCUGCACGAUGCCGGGUGCGGCAGGCUUCACCAACAGGGCGGUGAGCAGCGCCCACGGAGCCGCCUGCGCCCUCGGCUCCGUCCUCGCAAGGCUAGCCGCCGCUGCGAACGCCGCCACCGCUGCUUCCGCCGGCGAGCCCGGCGGCAGCGGUAAGGCUCCUUCUCCCGGCGUUCUUGCGUGGGCAGCGCUGUCCGGAGACGCUCUCCCCGCCGCCCUUUCGUCCGUGGCGGCGGCGAUCGGCCACCCGGUUUCUCUGCUGCACGUCGCGGCGUGCGGGGCUAUCGGCCGCGUGGGUGCGGCGGGACCGCUGCCCGUUCGCUCUUCCGCCGCCGCAGCAGCAGCAGUGGUGCCGCCUGCUAUUGUUGGGGGGGGCGACGACAGCAGCGUCGCCGCCGCCGCCGCUACCCCGACUACUGUGCAAGCCGUGUUCGAGCGGCUGUGGGCCGCGUGUAAGCUGGGAGAGACGACGGAUGCGAGCAGGCGGACGGAGGCGGCGGCCGAAGCAUUGGGGAGGUGUUGCCGGGGGAACGGCGCGGGCAGGGCCGACGCUGCCAGCGGCGGCGGCGGCGAGAAGGAGGAGUCUUCCGCUCGCGUUCGUAAGACGCUCCGAGUGCUGUUCGACAUGGCCAAGAAUCAGAAACAAGAAGAGCUCCAGUUUGCCGUCGGCGCAGCGGUGGCAGAUCUGGCGUGCUCAGGACCCCUCCGCGUCCCCCCUGGUAAGCUUCUCGAGGACAUGCGUGCGUCCGCGGUAUCUGCGAGGCGCGAAAUGAAGGAAGAAGAGUCAGCGGGGGACGAGGGUGGCGGCGGCGCAUUGAUAAAUGCCUUGGACUACGUGCUCUAUCAGGUGCUGCACGUCCUGCUGGAAGACCACUCGCCGCACGUCUCCGGGGCCGCGGCGGUGUACCUCCUCGCCGUGGUGCAGCAAUGCAGGGGCCACCCCGUCCUUGCCGCCUACCUCCCGGACGUGCAGGCGGCCUUCACGCGGAAGCUUACCGUCAGGUCCGAGUUCGUGCAAGAGGUCGCCGGCAAGGGCCUCGCCCUGGUGUACCAGGCGGCCGGCAGCGAGUCCAAGCAGGGGCUCGUCGACUCCCUGGUGGACGCCCUGAGCACGGGGAGGCGAAGAGCGGCUGCCUCGGGCGCAACGACCGGCACGGCCACCGGCGGCGGCGGCAGCGUCGACGUCCACGGCCCGACGCACGCGGGGGCGGCGCUCUCCGAGGCCGGGGCGGGCGCCUACGGCGAGAUGUGCGCUGUCGCGAACGAUGUGGGAAGGCCCGACCUCAUCUACUCCUUCCUUUCGAUGGCGAGUCAUCACGCUGCUUGGACGACGAGAAGAGGUGCGAGCUUCGGUCUUGGGGCCAUCAUCAACCAGGUCUCCGCAGAGGCGUUCGGCGGCCAGCUGGGGCGCAUCGUGCCCCGCCUAUUCCGGUACCGUUUCGACCCCAGCGCCAAGACGCGCGCGGCUAUGGAUCAACUCUGGCGCGCUGUUGUCGGCGGUGGCGGUGGCGGUGGCGACGGCGGUGGGGACUUCUCGACACGGGAGAAGGAGGUGAUUCACUCAAACCUGUCCGCGAUCAUUACCGAGCUCCUCCGGGCGCUCGGCGACCGCAAGUGGAGGGACCGCCAGUCGGCCUGCGCCGGUCUCUCGGAUGUGCUGCGGGGCCGCAGCUGGGACGAGAUCGGUCCCCACCUGGAGAUGCUCUGGACCAUGGCGGACAGGGGCCUGGACGACAUCAAGGAGUCCGUAGCAGAAGCCGCCGUAGAGUACUCCAAGACCGUGGCCAACAUCUCGGUGCGCCUUUGCGACCCGUACAACUUCGUGCCCAGCAGUAGAGGCGGCGGCGGCGCUGAGGGAGACACCGCCGUCGCCGCCGCCGCCGCUCGCAACGAUGCCGGGGGCGACGGCCCCGACGCCGUGCGCCAGGAGGCCGGCGAAGCACGCCGGGCGAUCGGGACCAUGCUUGACGACCUCCGCGCCUCCGAAGCGGAGGCGAGGGCGAGAGGGGAAGAAGGGACGAUGGACGACCCCUCCGGAGGAGGAGGAGGAGGAGGAGCGUUAGGCACCGCCGAAGGACGGGACGGAGCGGCCGAUGAGGUGUUGCGGCAGGUGCUCGAGAGGGAGCAAGGGGCCGGCGAAGGGGCCGCCGGGGGCGUUGGCAGGGUGCUGGGAGGGCGGCGGAACGGUCCUACCGUCGACGAGAUACUGAGACCCGGCCGUGCGGGGGCGGGUAGGAACGCCUCCGCGCCGCCGCCGACGGAGGCGGCGAGGGCGGCGGCGGCAGGCGCAGUCGGGGUGACCCUGCCGUGGCUGCUGAGGAAGGGGAUCCUGAGCCGGUGCAAGCCGUCGCAGGCGCUGGCGAUGCGCACGCUGCAGCGGCUGGUGAAGGUGUGCGACAAGGAGGCGCUCAUGCCGCACCUCGCGGAGCUCGUGGCGACCCUCAUCGAGGGGCUGAGCGCGCUGGAGCCCCAGGCCCUUCAGUACAUGCAAUUCCACGCGGAGACCCAGCUGGAGAUGACCCAGGACCAGAUGGAGAGGCUGAGACUGUCCGUCUCGCGAGCAGGCCCCCUGCAGGACGCACUGGACAACUGCUACAGACACCUGGAUCAUGCGGGAGUAGUGGAGGCGCUCAUGCCGCGUUUGCUGGGGCUACUUCGAUCGGGAACCGGACUGGCCACUCGCUCCGCGUCCGCGUACCUCGUCCUCUCCCUCUGCGAGCGCGCGCCGCUGGAGAUCCACCGCGCCGCGCCCCGCCUGCUGCCGACCCUGACCAACACAGCCCUCUCGGAGCGCAGCUCCACCCUGCGCCGGACGUACUCAUCGGCGCUGUCCUCGGUGGCGAGGCUCGCGCCGGCGGCGGGGGUGUCGCGCCUGGCCAGCCGCCUCGCCCAGCUCUUCAGGGAGGCCGACCCGGACUUCGACAAGCGCCAGAGGCGGACCCUGGCCCUCCUGCUGGGCGACCUGUGUCGCAGGGCCGGCGGGCAGCUCGGAGCUCCCGGCGGCAAGGCGGCGACGGGCGGAGUUAAGGAAGAGGGCGCUUCUGGCGGCGGCGGCUUCGCCGCCAGCGGGUGGAACCAGGUCCUGCCCGUGGCGUUCGUGGCGAGCAAGGACCCCGACAAGCCGGUCGCCGACGCGUUCGCGGAGGCGUGGCAGGAGGGGCUCACGCAGCUGCAGCUCGGGGCGGCCGGGCAGGGUGAGGCCUGCAGAGUGCGCGGCGCGAAGGAUGCCGUGCUGCUGAUGGCUUCUUCGCGGGGAGUGAAGCGCAACAGAACCAGCGAGCACGAGGGCGAAGAGGAGCACCAGGGCGCGGCGGCGGCGGCGCCGCCGUCUUCUAGCGGACAGCCGGAGGAGAGUUCUAGCGCGACGGCGGUCGCGGAAGGCCUUGUCGGGGGUGCCGAUGUCUCGACCUCCUCGUCAGACGAUGACAACGAGGCGACGGACGGAACCCCGGGUGGGACAGACGACGGUCCCGCUUUCGAGUACAAGGAUAAGGUCGGCGAUCUCGACAGAGACGCGGCGGGACCAGCGGCGGCUGCGCCGGGAGAGGCGGUUCAGGCCCAGAGAGAAGACGGUCAGCCGCGGAAGGACGCCGCGCUGGAGGCGGGGCUGGCAUCGCUGGACAUGGAGGACGAUUCGCCGACUCCUUUCGGGGAUGUUGUAGCGCUGAUGCUGUCCCAGCUGCGGCGGAAGGACACCAAGUUCGGUCGAGCCGCGGCGUCGUCCCUGGCGGUGCUCCUCGACGCCUUCCCGGAGUGCUGCGUGUACGACCUGGUAGCGCCCACCCUCCUCGAGCUGGCCGGGCUGGACGGGGCGGCGGCGGGGACCACCUCUGGCGGUGGGGGUAACAAAGAAGACCCGAUCAUGCAGGCUCGUGCGGUGGCCUGCCUCGCGGCGGCUUGGCCUCGCGUCCCGGCACCGCCUGCGUCGUCGAGCGCAGCAGCCCUGGAAGGAGCAGCAGCAGCAGCAGCAGCAGCAGCAGCAGCAGCAACCGUCGUCGCUCGUCAAGCCGAUGCAACGACUACCCGAAUCGACGCCGUCUGCAACGUCCAACGCGCGCACGCCGCGUCCCUGACCAGGGUCCUCUCGGGGGCCAUCUUGCUCAAGGUCUGGAGCGUCAGGGUCCCGAUCUACGGCGCCUUGUCGGCUAUCGUCAGCAGGACGACCGCAGCCGCGGAGUCUCGCGCUCCCGUGCUGACUGGAUCGCUCCUGGCAGACGUCGUCCGGGCUGUUGAGCUUGGGGCGGAGGAUGCCAAGUACUCUCAGGUGCGAGCGGCGGCCAUUUCUGUCGUGGGGGCCAUGACGUGCCGCAAGGAGCUGAGGCUCGCGCUGACGCCUCACAAGGAGGGUCUCGCAGGAGCGGCAAGAACCGCGGCUGAAGACCCGGAGCCGAAGGUGGCGGUGGAGGGCAGCAAAGCGGCGCAGAACCUGUCGUGGUGGCCUUAG
Molecule: messenger RNA, 6852 nt
Organism: Ectocarpus siliculosus
Lineage: Eukaryota; Phaeophyceae; Ectocarpales; Ectocarpaceae
Source: the annotation of a GenBank genome assembly